Pollicipes pollicipes is the source of this 1027-nucleotide messenger RNA. RefSeq names its product cytochrome P450 4c3. NCBI's taxonomy places the organism in Eukaryota, Metazoa, Arthropoda, Thecostraca, Pollicipedomorpha, Pollicipedidae. Gene Ontology annotation, molecular function: oxidoreductase activity, acting on paired donors, with incorporation or reduction of molecular oxygen; iron ion binding; heme binding. The record is from RefSeq and is a predicted model, not a curated record. The transcript has 10 exons. The coding region runs from base 86 to 1027 and encodes 313 amino acids.
GCUGCUGUUGCCGCUGCUGCUGCUGCUGUACAGGGCGUCGUCCGGUGGCGGAGCGGGGAUCGGCGGAUUGCCGCGGCCCAAGCCUAUGUACCCGCUCAUCGGCUCGGCCCUCCUGAUGCCCAGCGACAUGACAGAAAUUCUCAACGUUUUGAUGGGGUGGAGCAAGGAGUUCCAAGGAUGUUUUCACUUGAAGCUGGGCUCCGACUACGUCAUCAUCAACACACCAGAAGCAGCCGAGGUGGUGUUGAGCAGCAACCAGCACAUUCAGAAGGGCGAAGAGUACGACGGCUUGAAACCGUGGUUGGGUGACGGACUACUGAUCAGCGCAGGCUCCAAGUGGCACAAGAGGAGGAAGAUGCUGACGCCUGCCUUCCACUUCUCCAUCCUGGACCAGUUCAUGACGGCCUUCAACGAGCAGUCGAAAGUGCUUGUAUCUAAACUGCGAGAAACGAACGGCCAAAGGACCGACGUCUUUCCCUACAUCACCAAGGCAACGCUGGACAUUAUCUGUGAGGCCACCAUGGGGGUGCAGAUUAAGGCGCAGCAGGGCGCCCGCUCCGACUAUGUUCGGGCUGUGUACAGAAUGGGCGAGAUCUCCUUUUUCCGCUUCUUGAAGCCAUGGCUCAGAAGUGAUUUCCUGUUUCGUCGGACUUCGUUGUACCAAUCCCAACAAGAAUGUCUAAAGCUUCUUCACGGGUUCACAGAUUCGGUGAUUCAGUCCAGGAGAGAGGAGCUAAGCAAGUCAAAAGACGCGUCCGAAACUCCACAGACGUCACCACAAGGCCGGAAGCGGCUGGCGCUGCUGGACCUGCUGCUGGCCUCCACCAUUGACGGCCAGCCGCUGAGCGAUGCCGACAUCAGGGAGGAGGUCGACACGUUCAUGUUCGAGGGUCACGACACAACUUCGGCCGGCGCCAACUGGACCCUCUACAACCUGGGCCGGCAUCCCGCAUACAGCAGAGAGGGCCUUCGAGGAGGUGGCGGGAUGUCCUGGUGCCACGACCGACCGCGCUACGAGAGCAUUUAG